Ruditapes philippinarum (Manila clam) is the source of this 8383-nucleotide messenger RNA. Its product is annotated as cytosolic carboxypeptidase-like protein 5. The record is from RefSeq and is a predicted model, not a curated record. Lineage: Eukaryota; Metazoa; Mollusca; Bivalvia; Venerida; Veneridae. The coding region runs from base 156 to 3950 and encodes 1264 amino acids. Gene Ontology annotation, molecular function: metallocarboxypeptidase activity; zinc ion binding. The transcript is spliced from 18 exons. Gene Ontology annotation, biological process: proteolysis.
AAAUGUGUCUGUUUAUGUCACAUGGUAAGCAACCACCAUAGUUUACAAAAUGGCUGCCGGCUACAAAUGGCAAUGUUUAUGAAGUAAAUUUAAUAAGUGCUUAAUUUAUGGACGGUGUGAUGGUAUAUAUACAGUACUAACAUUAACUAACAAAGAUGGAGGCUAGAUGUGGAGGUCUGCUGUUUACGUCCAAGUUUGAUUCAGGCAAUCUUGCACGAGUUGAGAAGGUUACAAAAGAUGAUGAUGACGAUGACUCUGGAGGUGGUAAAUACUUCAGUGAGAUAAAAGCAGACUAUGAGUUUAAUGUGUGGACAAAACCAGAUUGUGCUGGUACUGAAUUUGAAAACGGCAACAGGUCCUGGUUUUAUUUUGGUGUACGAGGUUGGAAUCCAGGUCGUCUGAUCAAAUUAAAUAUUGUAAAUAUGAACCGUCAGGGAAAGCUGUAUAGCCAGGGACACUCACCUAUAGUUAAAACUGUGCCAGGGCGACAGAAAUGGGAAAGAAUAAGAGAUAGACCUUCAUAUGAGACUGUGGAUGGACAGUUUAUCCUGUCAUUUACAUAUCGUUUCCCAGAAUUCCGAGGUGCUACAACUUAUUUUGCAUUUUGUUAUCCCUGGUCUUAUACAGAAAGUCAAGAUUGCCUGCAGGAACUUGAUAAAAAGUUCCAUCAUUGUAAAAAUGUAACAAGUGAAAGUGCUGCAGAUAGUAUCUACUAUCAUAGAGAAUUAUUGUGUUAUUCGCUAGAUAAGCUACGCAUUGACCUCAUCACAAUAUCCUCGUGUCACGGUAUUAUCAAUGAGAACGAGCCUCAUUUUGACUCAAACUUGUUCCCAGAGAGAAAUACAGAACAAAGAUGUAAAAAAUUCAAAGGCAAAAGGGUAUAUUUAUUAAGUAGCCGUGUACAUCCAGGUGAGACCCCAGCAAGUGCUGUAUUUAAUGGAUUUAUAGACUUCAUUUUACGUGAAAAUGAUCCACGUGCCAAAUCACUACGUAAACAUUUUGUAUUUAAGUUGAUUCCUAUGUUGAAUCCGGAUGGUGUAUCGCGGGGGCAUUAUCGUACCGAUCAACGAGGUGUCAAUCUUAACAGACUUUAUCUAGAUCCAAGCUUCGACUUUCACCCGUCCAUCUAUGCAUCAAAAAGUUGUUUAGUGUUUUACCAUGUUAUGAAUCGAGUUGUUCAUGAGGAAGAUGAUAAUGUUGAUAUUGAUAUAAAUUUUCCUGGAGGAUUUGUAUUGUCUAGUCACAACAGCCACAAUCUCUAUGUUCAUAGAAAAGAGAAAAAUAAAAACAUGAAUGCUAACCCUCUUACAGAGAGGAGCACUAUAAGUGCACAUAGCUCGCAGAGUUUAACAAGUAGUGAAUCAACUUUAAAAAGUUAUCAUGGUACACCAAGACAACAGCUGAAUGCAGCUGGAAAUUAUGACUCUAAAAUGUACAACAAAACUCCUAGAGGUACACCCAGACAUCCGGAACCAAAACCUGCCCAUGACUAUGAGAGUAGUCAUAUAUCAAAUGGAGAUUUAGAAAUUUACACCAUAGAACAAACCAGUCAUAAUACAGUAUUUAUGUCACAUACUCCAAAACCAAGUCAAAUCUCAGGUACACCACGACACAGCAUUACUAAAUCAGAAUCUCCUACAAAGUUUACUUCUCCCAAGGUGGAGAGAUUAAAUCUUGGAGAUUUAGUAGAAUCAGACAGUGAUAAUGCCCUACGUAAAGAGAAAUCAAACAUUGCUGAUUCUAUACGGCUAUCAUCUUCAACAUCAAGUUUUGCUAGUAGUUAUCAAGGUGAGAAAGAGAGAGUUGAUAGUGAUCUAAGGUUAAGAUUGUCUCAGAUGACGAUGUCUGAUGAUUUCCGUGGUCGUCUCUCUAAAGGAAUCAGUAUUAUGAGUCAGCAUGUGAUUGACUCCGAUGAUGACGAAGAUAUUAACACAGAAAAUCUCGGGAAUGAAGGAUCUGAAGACGAGAACGAUAAUACUCCAUCUGUGAUAUCAAACAAUAAUGCCCCACAUUUACAUCAUGCCAAGUUAAGGGAUAUCCCUCCAUGUGACAGUGGUAUAGCAUUCUAUGUGGAUUUACACGGACAUGCUUCUAAAAGAGGAUGCUUUAUUUAUGGAAAUUUUCUUGAAAAUGAGGACACUCAAGUUGAGAACAUGUUGUUUCCAAAGUUGAUAUCAAUGAAUACAGCCCACUUUGACUUUACUGGAUGUAACUUUACAGAGAGGAACAUGUACACGAAGGAUAAGAGGGAUGGUAUGUCAAAGGAAGGUAGUGGGAGAGUAGCAAUAUACAAGGCAUUAGGCAUUAUACACAGUUACACACUAGAAUGUAAUUACAAUACUGGACGUAUGGUAAACCCUGUACCCCAGGCGUACGGGGAUGAUGGGCGGGCUACACCUCCACCACUGGCUGGUUUCCCACCAAAAUACACACAGGCACACUUUGAAGAGGUUGGUCGGGCUCUAGCUAUUGCUGCUAUAGACAUGUUUGAUGUUAAUCCAUGGUCACGACUGACCUUAUCUGAACACAACUGUCUAUCUGGUGUACGUGAUUCUGUGAGAAGAUUCCUUCGAAGUAUACGUGGAGGUCCCAGAAUUCCUAGAAACCCGUCUAAACCUCUCUCCAGGAGUAAUAGUAUAAAUAGUACAAGCAAUCAGGGUGCUACACGAGGGUUCAGAUUUGGUAAUAGUAAUGACAAUUCUGGACCGAGUAGACAAACAAUGUCCCGUCACAACUCAACAGAAUCAACAACCUCCAUGACAAGUGUUGCAUCACGCUACUCACGACGGGAAUCUGUCAACCAGAACAGGCGGGAAUUAGGACCUGUUAGAGAAACCACUCGGUCAAACAUGGCACAGAAUAGAAGACGUCCAAAUGUUCCCAACAGUCAACCAGUGAGUAGAUCAGCUCCACAAGCUUCAUCAUCCGGGUCACAACCAGUCAGUCUCACCAUGACAACAGCUGCCAUGGAUACAAAAGAAGGCAGACAAUAUUCCGCUGGUAGUAAUUUAUCACAGUUGUCUAGAAUGGCUGAAGAAGAGAAGGUAGAACAAUUGAAGAAUAUGUCAAAUUUGAUGAAUUUGGCCAAGAAAGGUCCAGGACCAAAUAGUCGUAUACCUCUUCCUACAGGUCGAUAUUUCCUGAACCUAUCUCCUUCAGAAAUCCCGCCUCCAAGGACUCCUGUUCACAGCAAUGUCCGCCCACCUAAAUCAGGUGGUAUGCGCAAAGCUAGCAUGGAACGAACAUUACCUUUAGAAUCACCUUCCACAUAUAGAGGUUUGACGCCUGUAGGUCAGUCUGGGAGAGAAAUACUUGAUAUACCUAAAGCCAGUGCUACAUCAUUAUCUCAUCAUCAGGCCAAACCUACAACCAUUGAAGCUAACAUGAACGUCAAUAACAAUGAAUCAGAAUCUCAGAAAAGGCGUCGCAGAUACACGAUGUUGAAGAGACGUAAUUUAACAAAUCAAUCUCCGAGUUCUGGUAAAAACAGUGGUGGUAAUAUCCGCUCUGUUGUACGCCCAGCACAAGAUUCAGGAAGUGAGGCAGAUAAAGGCGGGAAAUCAAAAAGAAAAAGAAAGAAAUCCUCGAGAAAAAAUGUUUCCAUGGCUUCACCAUCAUCUGAUGAUACAGGCCAAGUACAAGGACCCUUGUUUAAGCCCGUGCCAGCAUGGCAUGCAAUGACUAUAUUAAACAGUGGUAAAAGAAACCUCUUACAUCAGACUUCAAAACACGCCACCAAUAUCGGCGACGGGACAGUUCCGCGAUCACAUGGACAGUUAUCGGCAUCAUCAACAGCAACAACUUACAGACAGGCACCACAAUCAAACAGAGGUAGCUCAGGUUUGGUAAAUCUAGAGACAUAUUUACGUCAAGCUGGAAAUCUUCGACCACCACCAAGACCCACAAAUAUCAAUCCUAAUAAACUGAACAUAUUUUGGGUAGAUUACUGAUGAAUGCAGUUCAACAAUGUAUAAACAGCAACAGUUAUAAGUGACCUUAAGAGUUACAGUAUUCAAUUGUUAGCUUUUAGUGUAUUUAUUUAACUUAAAAACAAAGUGAUCCUGUUUAAACCAGGUUUUGUUUUGUUAAAGAUCAUUUCAAAUUAAUCAUCACUGGAUAAGUGAAAGAUAAAUUUGAGAAAAAAAUUGUCAAAUCUUUACCUCUAAUGAACAAUUUUGACUGAUUUAAGGCGAAAGUAUUAAAAGGUAUUCAUGCAGCAUUUUUGUUAAGUAUAUACAUGUAUAGGUAAUUGAUUGUGUUAGUAAAUGAAUUACUUAAACCAUUUUAAACUCUAUUGGUACGGCUUGUAUAAACAUAACAAUGAGAUCAAUGUCUCUACUGUAGUCCCUACCAUUUAUCAUUUGAUCUAAUGAAAGCUGCUGGUCAUAUAUUAAUCGGCAUGCAUCUAUAUUUUGUUGUAGAUUUUGAUUAAGAAAACUUAAUGGUUAUGAUUUUCACAUUUGAUGGUUUUGUUUCUACACAGUUAAGCAAGUUAUGUAUAACUAUUGACUUCAUGCCUCUUGCUUCUCAUUGCUGAUAAAGCUGCCCAGCUAGCUUAUGGAUUGUCAUGGUUUCUCCUCCUUUGUGCCUAAAAUAAUGCAUAGAUAAGUGCUUCUGCUCUCUUCCCCUUCCUCCACCAGUAAAUUUUCAGCACCAUAUGACCUAAACUGUGCGCCAUUAAACCAAACAAAACACCAGUAAAGCUUGAAAUUGACUCUACAGUGUGAGUUUGACUCAAUACGAAACCAAAAAUGGCAACUUAUAUGUCACAUGUGUGUUGAAAAAACAUGUAUCAGUUAAUAAGGGACAGUACAGAUAUUUGAUUUUAAAAAUAUUCAGAUGUAUUAAUUACAUUUAAAUCCCUUCUAUAUCAAUAUAAGCAUUUUAUAAGCAUUACUGCAAUUUAAAAAAUAGUUAAAACUGCAAUUUAAUGUUAAUGUCAGCUUUUAAGAUCUUUUUUUUAAAGACAAAUGGUAUCAUUUUAUAUCUUUUAACAAUGUUAUCAUUUAAUAAUGGUGUUUAGGUAUUUAUACACAUAUUAUAAAGGCAUUACAUCAUACAUGUACUCAAGGCAAAUCGUUAUUGUUUUUUGUGACAAUUUGAUGGUUUUACCAGUUCUGUUUUCUUUAUAAGCAUUAUCUAAAAUUUGCUACAAUUCCUUCAGCAUUUUUAUACUAGAUAAAUUGUCUUGUUUUACCAUACAUUUAUAUUACAUAUUGUAUAAGUGUUGAGUUAGUGUUGUAGAAAUAUUGUGUUAACUAUUGUCACUGUUAAAAUCACACUAGAGUGUUUAUGAUAAUUGUUGUCCCACCCUUGUUUGCAGUAGGUUAAGGUCAUCCUAUGGAGAAAAAUAAUAAUAUUGGGAUACAAUGAGUUAAGAAUAAAGUUUUAUUGUGAAUUUUAACAUAAUUUAUAGGAAUGUCUUGUAUUUAUUGUUGUUUUUUUAUUUUAUAAGAUACAGAUAUAAGAUCUGACAUAUAUUUUUAGACAGGUUGAAUUUUUUUUAAGAAUUGAAGGUUUGAUCUAUUUGUAUCUAGUUCAUUGAUUAGUUUUUUCUAUAAAGUAAAAAUUGAUCUUUGAUCUUACAUUUCUUAUAGGGCAUGAUUUUUUCUGUAUAUGGACACAUAUUUUAAGGUAUGACCAUCCUUGAAUACUCUUCAAAGCAGAGGUAAUGCAUUAGGAUGGUCACACCUUAAUGUGAACUAUGUUGACAGUUGGUUUUGAUUUCUCUUAAUAAGCAGAGAGAUUACGGGUUAUACUGUACAUUGUAUUAAGAUAAAACUGCUGUGAUAGGUGAUAAAAUAUCUUCAUAUACAUUAGUAUAACACCAAUAUCAGGUUAUAUGUUCGGUAUUGUAUUAUAGGGGUGUCACAAUUAGCAAAAUGCCAACCGUUGAAACGGCAACUUAAUAACUGUGUUAAACAUUUAAAGGACCAUACAAAAAAAAAUCUUUGAUUUUAAUUUUUAACUUUGUUCUUUUUUUAUUGUAAGAUAAUACAUUUUUGUUGUAUUUUGUUAUACUUAAAAACAAUUACAUAACAUCUGAUUAUUGAGAAACUGAUAAGAUAAGAUAGCCUGCAAUCAGAAAAAUUAGAAAAAGUACAUUUGAGAUUCAAACACAAUGUCAUAUCUUGUCAUAAAGAAACAAAAGUUAUGUUAAAAAUUAAUCUUAAAUUUCUUAAUCUGUUGGUCUUAUACGAGUUCAGUUUUUUGGUUAUUAAAUUUUCAAACCUGUUUUUGGUUAUAAACUGACUGAACCCAUUUAAACGUGACACCCCUAUUGUAUUAUGAUGAUAUAAUCAUAUAUGAUAUUUUUGUCUUCCAAUAUUUUGCUGUUGUGUUGUUUUUUUUUCCUAAUGACAUGUUUCUGGAACAGUAAUGAUUUAUUAUAGAAGGUUGUAGGGGUGGUUAUAAUUAAAGUUUAUUAAAUAAAAUUGAGCCACGUCACGACAAAGCCAACAUAAUGGGUUUGCGACCAGCAUCCGCGCAGUCUGAUAAGGAUCCAUGCUGUUCGUUAUCAGUUUCUCUACUUGUAAUAGGGUUUGUGGAUCCUGAUCAGACUGCGCGGAUGCGCAGGCUGGUCUGGAUCCAUGCUGGUCGCAAACGGACUAUGUUGAUUUUGUCAUGACACAGCUCAAAUAUGUCUGGAGUUUCCUAGCGAGAUGUUCAUUAAUGUUUGUAUGAAAUAUAAAUUUUCUUGCCAUAAUAAUGUUCUAUGAUAUAUACUGUAUAGAAAAAUAAAGACAAUAAGUUAUUUCUUGAAGUAGAAGUAUAGAAAAUUGACUGUAGAGAGUUGAUAACUAGUUGUAGAAAUAUUUGUAAUCACAUGUUCACAUAUAGAAAGUUGUUGUGAGUUACACAUACCUAUAAAUAAAUAUUAUAAUUUAAUGUAUUAUCUAGAUGAUGAAUGUUUUUAGUAUGAGAAACUGAUAGUUUUCAUCAGUUUACAGAAAUUUCUUAAUGUUUUUUCUAAAAUACUUGUAGGUAUUUUUUAGUCUGGUCUUUAGUUUAUUAGGUAAUGUGAUUGUUAACAAACUAACAAUUGAGUGAAAUGUUGUGUUUAUACAAUGUUGAUAAUGUUCAUUUUAUAUGUUAUCUUCUUCUUUAUAACAUCUUGUUAACUAAAGUUGCCGGUUAGAAUUGUUAUUCUAGCACCAGUGAUAGAUAACUUAACUACUUGAAGAUCAGAAACUGAAAGUCUUAUUUUGAAAAAAAGCAAUAAUUGUCAUAUUAAACAGUGAACAAAAUAAACAUGUUUUUAUCAUACUUCAUGUAUUUCAUUAAAACAUAGUGACAGUGAACACACUGCUGUUGUAGUAGAGAAUAUUGCACAUAUCUGUGGACUAUAUAACACACAGUUUAUAGUAUACUGUAACAGUUAACAUUAUAUAGAACAGUGAACAUGUACGGUACUUAUAUACUGUAACAGUGAACAUUAAAUAGGAAAGUUAAUAUCUAUCAUACAUAUAUACUGUAACAUUAAACAUUAUAUUGAACAGUGAACAUGCAAGAUAUAAUUAUCAUACUGAAAUAGUGAACAUUAUAUAAAAACAGUGAACAUGCAAGAUAUAAUUAUCAUACUGUAACAGUGAACAUUAAAUAGAAAAGUGAACAUAAAAAAGUGAACAUAAUUAUAGAAAGAGUGUACAUUUUAGUUAUAAAUAUAAUACAUUGUACUUUAACAUAGACCAUUGUAUCAAAACAGUGAACAUAUUUGUUAUUAACAGUGAACAUUAUGAAUCAGUGCUUUUAUUAGCUCACCUGUCACAAAGUGACAGGGUGAGCUUUUGUGAUCGCUUUUCGUCCGGCGUCCGUCCGUCGUCCGUCCGUCCGUCUGUAAACUUUUGCUUUAAAUGACAUCUCCUCAUAAACCAACAAGCCAAUUUCAUCCAAACUUCACAGGAAUGUUCCUUUGGUGGUCACCUUUAAAAAUUGUUCAAAGAAUUUAAUUCCAUGCAGAACUCUGGUUGCCAUGGCAACCAAAAGAAAAAACUUUAAACAUCUUCUUCUAACAAACCCAAAGAGCUAGAGCUUAGAUAUUUGGCAUGAAACAUCUUCUAGUAAGUGUCUACCAAGUUUGUUCAAAGAAAAGUCCUGGUGUCAAAAUUGGCCCCGCCCCAGGGGGUCAUUGAUUUUUCCUAUAUGCAUAUAGUAAAAACUUAAAAAAUCUUCUUUUAAAGAACCCAAAGUGCUAGAGCUAAGAUAUUUAGCAUGAAACAUGUUCUAAUGGAUGUCUACCAAGUUUGUUCAAAUAAAAGCCCUGGGGUCAAAAUUGGCCCCGCCCCAGGGGGUCAUUGAUUUUCCCUAUAUGCAUAUAGUAAAAACUUAAAAAAUCUUCUUCUAAAAAACCCAAAGAGCUAGAGCUUAGAUAUUUGGCAUGAAA